Molecule: messenger RNA, 659 nt
Organism: Guillardia theta CCMP2712
Lineage: Eukaryota; Cryptophyceae; Pyrenomonadales; Geminigeraceae
Exons: 1
Source: RefSeq, a predicted model, not a curated record
AUUAUUAUGUGAGUUUAUUAGAAUGCUGGAAUGUUGCUCGGCCUCGUUGUGGGCUUUUGCAAUUUGAUCCUAGUCUAAAGAGGCGCGCGAGCACUGGGAGUACACGGCCUACAAUGCGAACCCUGCUUCUGAGGCGUCUUUCUACUCUCUACUUCUGCUGUCUUCUCUUGGCUUCCUCAGCCUCAGUCAGGAGAGUUGCCUCCCUCACCUUGGCCUUCGGUCGCCACCUACUCCUCCUCCAUUCAGCUUCCUCAGCCUCAGUCAGGAGAGUUGCCUCUCCUCACCUUGGCCUUCGGUCGCCUCCUACCUUCUCUCCUUACCUUGAGCUCAGCUCAAGCUCGGUACGGGCUCGCCCCGUCUUCUUCCUCGCCCUCGCCUUGCUCUUCCUCCAUGUCUUCCUCUUCUUCGUCAUCUUCCCUCAUCUCCACCCGCAGUCGGUCCUUCUUGUCCACCUUCAGCGAGCAGGCCAACACAUGCAUCUCUGCGAAUUUACUCAGUGCUAUGAACAGGAAGCUAAGAGAUCGACGCUCUAUGUCGUCGCUCUCCGCCUCCUGCUCAAGCUCAGCAGCUGCCGUUGCCCGUGGCGAGAACGCGCUGCCCCUCCUUGCCUUCUUGCUCUCUCCUUGCACGCGAGUCCAGCGCUUGCUCUGCAGCCACUU